Molecule: messenger RNA, 510 nt
Organism: Miscanthus lutarioriparius
Lineage: Eukaryota; Viridiplantae; Streptophyta; Magnoliopsida; Poales; Poaceae
Source: the annotation of a GenBank genome assembly
AUGCAGGAAAGUAGCCAAACUAGUUGUGAGAGGUUUAGACGUCCACCAUGCUGUGAGCAACUGACCUUGAUUCUAGGACGCACCCCAUGUGACAAGGGCGAGUUGGUAUCUACAGGGGGACAUCAGCCUAACCAUACACCUAGUAGUGCCAGCCCUCAUACUCCUCAAGCCUUAUCCAAUGAGCCCAUACAACCACGUAGUGUUGGUCAGCCCUCUAAGAGAGUCACUAGGGACCAUUCCAUUAACAGUCCUCAUAGUAAGAAGAGUAGCAGGACUCCAACCCUUGAUGACUGCCUUGAUGACCUAAGCGACAUUAUCAAGGAUGCUAGGGGGAAUAAGACCCGUCAAGCCACUGAUGUCGAGGAGAUUGCCCAAGUCAAUCAGAUUCUGAAGCAAGAUGGUUACAGUGAGAGUGAUGUAGUCUUUGCCCAAGCCCUUAAUCUUUGCAACAACAGGCUCCGUCGUCGGGCUUUUCUUGAUUUGGAAACAAAAGAGGGCCGGUUGAACUAG